AAAACUUCUAAUGCGGAUCUUGGAGCAGACCUCCCCAGCCGGCGCAGAGGCUCCGCCAGCGAUACGCCCUGAAAGAGCUAUGACAAACAACUUAUGUGAAGUAAAUAGACCAAUAAAGAGCCGUUAUGUGGUGAAUCGCAUGGUCGAAGACUCUGCCCCUCUCGACUCAACCUUCAGUGCCAGCACAGACGCCCACCAGCCUUCCAAUCAGUUAGAACGAUACCUAUCCAAGCUUGUGGACCCAAUAGAUCUUAGGGUUGAUAGGUUCUGUGAGAUCGGAGGGAGCUUAAUAGCAGCGAAUUUCCGCGCCGGGCACGUUAUCACUAGACGAUGGUCAGCGCAGGGGCAAGAAACCUAUAACGUCCUAUCAGCACAAAGUGGAUAUUCGAUAUCAUUCAUGGUCCAACCAACAAGGAUCAAAUUGAGGCUAUCGAUCGCAACGUUCUUUCUAUAUCAGUUUGCACAGUGGUCGGACGUCAGCCUCCGGUUUCAGCUGCGGGUCUCGUCUUUGAUGACUAUCGACCAUCCAGCAUAUCUCGCCGCGGUGUGCGGAGACUGGCUGACUUUAAGGAAGCUUCUGACCAAGAGCGAUGUAAGGGUAACGGACCAGACUGCGAAUGGAGAUACGCUACUUCAUAUCGCGGUUUCAAGAAAUCAGACCAGUCUAGUAAAGGAGCUUCUUCGACACGGAGCCGAUGUCAAUGCCACCAAUGAUCAAAGCGAGACGCCUUUGCACAUCGCCGUGGCUUGCAUGUGUGACUACGAAGUCUCAAGGUGCCUUAUCUCGUCUGGAGCCAAUAUGCUCCACCAAGACUUAGGUAAAAAAACGCCGCUCCACACCUAUUUCAAUGAGAACCUUCGGAAAAUACUCGAGUUUCAUCGGGACAACAUAGAUACGACUAUAAGAGAUAGCGAAGGGAUGACUAUUUCUCACUACGUGUCUUUUACCAAGCAGUCUAGCCCAGAAGACAUAGCUCGUUCGCUAGGUCCACAUCCUUCCAACAUCUGUUCGACUGACCAUGAGGGACGAACAAUACUUCACCUAGCGCUUCGAAGAGGGAACCUAGAACUCGUUAAAUACUUAUUUGAGCAAGGGAUCGAAGCAUUAGAGCAACCAGACCACCACGGUCACACUCUGAUGCACUACGCCACCGAGAGUCGCCGCAUUCAACUGAUUGACUUCCUAAAUUUACGAGGACAUUCCAUCCGCGCAAGAGACAAAACAGGUCGUACUGUUCUGCACCACGCAGCCUCGAAGGGCAAAUUAGCUGCGGUAAUAAAGCUCCUCGAACUUGGGGCGGCGUCAGAUCUGGAUGCUCUAGACCUUGAUUCACGCACGCCAAUACAAGUUGCAGCUCUGUUCGAAGCACACGCUGUGGUGGAAUACUUACAGAAAUUGUGUAAGCCGCAGAUGCUAGUAUAUCCCGGGCGAGCAAUGCAAGACGCUAGAAGCGCAGUGGCAGGCGCUGAUAGAUUUACUAAGAUGUCGAUGUUGGUGAGCGCGAAGUACUUGUACUGUUUGUUGUUUCUUGUAGGAUUUUCGAUGGGCGUUCUGUAUGCAUGAAUGGGGU
Molecule: messenger RNA, 1571 nt
Organism: Lindgomyces ingoldianus
Lineage: Eukaryota; Fungi; Ascomycota; Dothideomycetes; Pleosporales; Lindgomycetaceae
Product: ankyrin
Exons: 3
Coding region: 11-1564 (517 amino acids)
Molecular function (GO): protein binding
Source: RefSeq, a predicted model, not a curated record